Camponotus floridanus (Florida carpenter ant) is the source of this 3578-nucleotide messenger RNA. It is a transcript of the gene Ir8a, whose product is annotated as ionotropic receptor 25a. Gene Ontology annotation, cellular component: plasma membrane; postsynaptic membrane. Gene Ontology annotation, biological process: synaptic transmission, glutamatergic; monoatomic ion transport; modulation of chemical synaptic transmission. Bases 752 to 3451 code for a protein of 899 amino acids. The transcript has 18 exons. Lineage: Eukaryota; Metazoa; Arthropoda; Insecta; Hymenoptera; Formicidae. Gene Ontology annotation, molecular function: glutamate-gated receptor activity; transmitter-gated monoatomic ion channel activity involved in regulation of postsynaptic membrane potential. The record is from RefSeq and is a predicted model, not a curated record.
UCUCCAGCUGACACGUCAUCUCGCAAUCCGCAAUUGGAAGUACCAGUCGUGCGAUGGCGUUUGUAAAUGUUGAAUCCCUCUCGCGACCAUUCUUCGCACGCUCCAUCCGCGAUAUCUAUCGUAGCGAUUCAAAAAGUUUCCUCGCUUCGCUCUUUUGUACGAUGUCACGUUGCUUCGCGCCAUUUCACUGUAUGCUGCACUGGCACCUGCGCGCCCGCACCUGUACGCUGCUGCCGACGGUCACUACCGACACUACCGACACUACCGACACUAUCGUAAGCGAUCGUUGCCCGCGGUAAUAGUUGCGACAGUCAUUUAUUUAUCGACAAUCGCGUCAUUCGUCGCUUGUAUAUAUCGUCUUAUUUUAUCGCUUCCAUUUUGUCUUCUUCGGAUAUUAAACGCGACGCAUAAUUAGAUGCUCUUUCAACAUUUACAACGCUGCUGUGUAAUUAUUUACGAGACACGAGCAGACGAGAUUCAUAAUCGCAUCGAGAUUCAAAUUAUAACCUAUUAUCGAUCACAGAUAUAUAUUGCGUCAUGUUUUAUCGAGAAAGAGAGAAAGGCUUUGGCAGCACCAUCCAGCUUAGGAUGCGCCAUAUUUAUUCGAUUGGACAUUGGCGACAUCUAACGAAAAGAAACUUACAACAUUUGUCGUGGAAGAUAAUUUCCGAAAAUUUCCAUUUGCAGCACCUGCUGCCCGAAACAAGACAAAAGUUGUUCCUUCAUCCGUGCGACCUUAAUCGACUUCGCCAUGAGGACGAAAACGUCGCCCGUAUUGAUAUCGAUUCUCGCCUUCUUCCUGCCAUUUGUGCUUUGUCAAACGCCGAUGAAUUUCCUGGUUGUGAUAGAAGAAGCCGAUUCCUCUAUCUUGGGUAUAUUAAACGACGCAAUUCCAGAGGCAGAACGGAAUUUUGCUAACGAUAUGAUUACCGUUCACGUUUCCACCGUUACGGUAAAUCGCGAGAAUGUUGACGCAAGUUUCGAGAAAGUUUGUGCCGUUCUAUAUAAAGGAAUAAGUAUCAUAUUGGAUAUGACGUGGACCGGCUGGGACAAAUUACGAGUCGUCGCAGACGAAAGGGGAAUAAUAUACAAACGUGGCGACUGCAGUAUAAAUCCAUAUGUUCAAGCGAUCGAUGAUCUUUUGAUUAUGAAAAAUGCGACGGAUGUUGGUCUAAUCUUUGAAGAUGAAAGAGAACUAAAUCAGAGCCUUUAUUAUCUUAUUGGAAAUUCGAUAAUUAGAUUGGUAGUCAUCGAUGAAUUGACAGAAAGAACUGUGUCAAAAAUACAGAGUAUGCGGCCGUCACCAUCUUAUUAUGUCAUUUACGCUAGUACAUCCAAAAUGGAAGAAUUAUUUAAAACGGCUAUCGGGGGAGGGCUCGUUAGAAGAGAUGGUAUUUGGAAUUUAGUGUUUACAGACAAUAAUUAUCAAGACUUUCGAUAUAUUACCGGUGAUCUUCAAUUGAAUAUUUCAUUCACCAUUCUUACUAUGAGGACCGAUAUUUGUUGUCGCUUAAUGGGCGAAGCAUCUUGCAAUUGUCCCACAAACUUUAAGAUAUUCCCUUAUUAUUUCAAACGUUUGAUUGGCUUGAUCAUAAGUUUGAUGAGCGACGUUCAAAAGGCGGGCAUAAGUGUGACGCCAAAGACAGGUCAGUGCAAUAAGCCCAUCGAUCCUACUACAAUUUCGAAUAUUACUGCGGAAACAUUCAACAAGAUUUUAAUGACGAGAUUGGACAGUAAUGACACUUUUGAAUACUGGUCAGAGAAGGCGAUGAUUACUUACAAAGCAGAGAUCGAGUUACAAACGGUUAGUCGCGGCUCUGUGGAUGCGCUCGCGAUUUGGACGAGACGUACAAAAAUUAAAGAAGCAGACGGGAAGAAAAUAGAACCAGCCAGGCGAUUCUUCCGGAUUGGAACGGCACCGGCAGUCCCUUGGUCGGUUAUUAAAAAAGAUCCAGCGACGGGCCAAGAAAUGCGCAACGAAGGAAAGGAAGUCUGGGAAGGUUACUGUAUUGACUUUGUGAAAAAAUUAUCCGAAGAGAUGCAAUUUGAUUAUGAUCUCGUUAUCCCUGAAGAUCAAGAAUUUGGCAAGAAAUUGCCCAAUGGCGAAUGGAAUGGUGUAAUAGGCGAUCUGGCUAAAGGAGAAACUGAUAUUGCUGUGGCAGCAUUGACAAUGACGUCCGAACGGGAAGAGGUCAUUGAUUUUGUUGCUCCAUAUUUCGAACAGUCUGGUAUACUCAUUGUAAUGAGAAAGCCAGUUCGUAAAACGUCAUUAUUCAAGUUUAUGACGGUAUUGAGACUCGAAGUCUGGCUUAGCAUCGUGGGAGCUUUAACUUUAACCGGUAUUAUGAUUUGGAUACUGGAUAAAUAUUCGCCAUAUAGUGCGAGAAACAACAAACGACUCUACCCUUAUCCUUGUCGAGAAUUUACAUUGAAAGAAAGCUUUUGGUUCGCAUUGACAUCUUUUACACCACAGGGUGGUGGCGAAGCCCCAAAGGCGUUAUCGAGCAGAACUUUGGUUGCAGCCUAUUGGUUAUUCGUUGUACUGAUGCUUGCGACCUUUACUGCAAAUUUGGCCGCUUUUCUUACCGUAGAAAGAAUGCAGUCGCCUGUGCAAUCGUUGGAACAAUUGGCGAGACAAUCACGCAUCAAUUAUACCGUUUUAGCCAACUCUAGUGCCCAUCAAUAUUUUGUAAACAUGAAAAAUGCCGAGGAUAAGCUUUACACAGUAUGGAAAGAGAUUACAUUAAAUAGUACCAGCGAUCAAGUAGAAUAUCGUGUCUGGGAUUAUCCAAUAAAGGAACAGUAUGGUCACAUUCUGCAAGCCAUCACACAAGUCGGUCCGGUAAAGACAACCGAGGAAGGUUUCAGGAAGGUGAUAGAGAGUGAAAAUGCAGAGUUUGCCUUUAUUCAUGAUUCGUCUGAGAUAAAGUACGAAGUAACGAAGAAUUGUAACCUGACGGAAGUGGGCGAAGUAUUUGCCGAACAACCAUAUGCCAUUGCUGUGCAGCAAGGCAGUCAUUUGCAAGAAGAAAUAAGUAGAAAGAUUCUCGAUUUGCAGAAAGACAGGUAUUUUGAGAUGUUGGCAGCCAAGUACUGGAAUCAGACGUUGAAAACUCAGUGUCCGAAUUCCGAUGAGAACGAGGGAAUCACGUUAGAAAGUUUGGGAGGUGUAUUCAUUGCGACUUUGUUUGGUCUCGCUUUAGCAAUGAUUACGUUGGCCGGCGAGGUUCUUUAUUAUCGCAAGCGUAAUAUUUCUCAAAAAGGAAAACAAAACGAUAAAAGAACGAUUAAAAAGAAUACUGAAAACGACAAGAUUAUUAUGCAAAAAAUCGCAUCAAAGCUUCAAAUGAAGCCUGCGCCGACAGACGCAGUUUUCGGCAAACAACUAAGUCACACGCCGCGUGUUUCUCACAUUUCUGUUUACCCACGACAUUUUCCCUUUAAAGAAUAAGCUAUGCUUUUCGACGAUAAUUUAUCACAUCACAAACUGUAAAUCUAUUUAUAUCACGAAUUAGUCCAUGUGUGCUAUAUUUUUCAAAGACAACUCUCUCCCUCUUUCUCUCUCUCUCUCUCUCUCU